Molecule: messenger RNA, 1620 nt
Organism: Rangifer tarandus platyrhynchus (Svalbard reindeer)
Lineage: Eukaryota; Metazoa; Chordata; Mammalia; Artiodactyla; Cervidae
Source: the annotation of a GenBank genome assembly
AUGGCCCUGGUUGCAUCUUUCAACAUGACCAAUCCACAGCCUGCCACAGAAAGAGGACUUUCCGAAGUUGAGAUCAUCUCCCAACAAGUAGACGAAGAAACCAAGAGCAUUGCUCCCGUGCAGCUGGUGAACUUUGCCUAUCGCGACUUGCCGCUGGCUGCCGUCGACCUCUCCACAGCGGGCUCGCAGCUCCUGUCAAAUCUGGACGAAGAUUACCAAAGAGAAGGGUCUACCUGGCUGAAGCCGUGCUGUGGGAAGAGAGCAGCCGUGUGGCAGGUAUUUUUGCUCAGUGCGAGUGUCAACAGUUUCCUGGUAGCCUGUGUAAUAUUGGUGGUGAUUCUCCUGACUCUGGAACUUCUAAUAGAUAUAAAGCUUCUCCAGUUUUCCAGCGCAUUCCAGUUUGCUGGCGUGAUACACUGGAUCAGCCUGGUCAUCCUGUCGGUGUUCUUCUCAGAGACUGUUCUUCGGAUUGUGGUGCUCGGGAUCUGGGAUUACAUUGAAAACAAGAUAGAGGUGUUUGACGGGGCAGUGAUCAUCCUGUCCUUGGCCCCGAUGGUGGCGUCCACUGUGGCCAAUGGGCCCCGGAGCCCCUGGGAUGCCAUCAGCCUCAUCAUUAUGUUCCGGAUCUGGCGGGUGAAGAGGGUGAUUGAUGCCUACGUCCUGCCGGUGAAGGUGGAGAUGGAGAUGGUCAUCCAGCAGUAUGAGAAGGCCAAGGCCAUCCAAGACGAGCAGCUGGAGAGACUGACGCAGAUCUGUCAGGAGCAAGGGUUUGAGAUCCGACAGCUGCGGGCGCACCUGGCGCAGCAGGACUUGGACCUGGCGGCGGAGCGCGAGGCGGCGCUGCAGGUCCCGCAUGUGCUUAGCCAGCCGCGCAGCCGCUACAAGGUGGUGGAGGCCGGCACGUGGGCCGAGGAGACGGCGGCCGAGAGCGUCGUGGAGGAGCUGCAGCCCGCGCAAGAAGCCACGGUGAAAGAUGACAUGAACAGCUACAUCAGCCAGUACUACAAUGGGCCCAGCAGUGACAGCGGCGUCCCAGAGCCAGCUGUGUGCGUGGUCACCACGGCCGCCAUCGACAUCCACCAGCCCAACGUCUCCUCUGACCUCUUUUCCAUCGACGUGCCCCUGAAGCUCGGCAGCGAUGGCACCGGUGCCAGCGCCAGCUCCGAGAGUGCCACCCGCUCCACGCGCAGCUCCGGCACCCGGGCCCAGAGUGACAGCAGCCAGACGCUGGGCUCCUCCACGGACUGCAGCGCCGCCCGCGAGGAGCCGUCCUCCGGGCCCAGCCCCUCUGCCCUGCCGCCGCCCCCGCCGCCAUCUCAGCAGCAUACGGCAGAGGCCACAGUCCAGGACCUGUUGUCCCCCCUGUCGGAGGACCCCUGCCCCUCCCAGAGGGCCUUGGACUCCGCCCCCCUUGCCCAGUCCAGCCCAGAGGGCUCGGCCCAGCCCAGCCCUGAGCUGGAGCACAGGGUGAGCCUGUUUAACCAGAAGAACCGGGAGGGCUUCACCGUCUUUCAGAUCAAGCCUGUCAUCCAUUUCCAGCCGGCUGCGCCUGUGCUGGAGGAGAAGUUCAGAUCUUUGGAAUCCAAAGAGCAGAAGUUGCACAGGGUCCCUGAAGCCUAG